Drosophila kikkawai is the source of this 3934-nucleotide messenger RNA. RefSeq names its product hikaru genki (gene hig). The record is from RefSeq and is a predicted model, not a curated record. NCBI's taxonomy places the organism in Eukaryota, Metazoa, Arthropoda, Insecta, Diptera, Drosophilidae.
UCGAAGGAAGAGGUUCCGAGUUCAGAGUUCAGCGGAAGAGAGUCCUGAAAAUAAAAGUGAAACUUUAAAGCCACACACACAUUGCAUAUAACAUUCAAGUGUGUUUGUGUGUGUGUAUUGGUGGCCAUGUUUGCCAGUGUUUGUGAGCUGGCCAAGUGGAUUUCUAUUUCGAAAGCCAGCGUGUGAAGUGCAGUGCAGCCGAAAAUAAACUUUAAUUGUUGCAAAAAAAAAAUAAAUAGAAACGAACAAGACUUUAAGGAGCAUCGGAAAUUGUGGCCCCUGUAACCUUGUGAUCCUUGGGACAUGUGGAGCAGGCAGCGUAUGCGACACAAGCCGCUUUGGGCUUUAAUAUCCUUGACCGUUUUGCUGCUGGUCUUGGACAAAAGCAAUGCCAACACGGAGCCCGUCGAGACCACCACCACAUCCGAGCCAGAUGCCUCGCCAGGCUGCCGGGCCCCGGAUGUGCGCUUCACGAUUGUCAAGCCGGAAGCCACCACAGAGCAGCCGUUGGCCAAGUUUGAGACAACGCAGGUCUACCUGCCAGAGGAUUUCACCACGGCGGAUGUGGAGUUCAUCGAUUCGGUGCCACGUCAUCCCAGCGAGAAUCAUGCGGCCGUAAUCAAUCCAUAUUCCUUGGACCUGGGCGAUGACCAUCUGCAUGUGGGCGAUGCUGCAGCCAGUUUGGUGGGCGAUGAUGACCUGGGCGAUGAGGAUGAGGAGCUUCAUGAUGACACCAAUCCCGACAAGCGUCUGAAUAAUAACCGCAAGCAGGGCAAACGACGUCGCUCGGGUUCUGGACGCCGCCGGCGGAUUGAGAAUGAUAAUGGCCAAACUGGUAGAGGACGUGGCAGUCGGUACAAGCGCCAUGCCAUCCUCCAUGAUGCCGAAGCCUCGCCAGAUACGGAUCGCUGGGCGGGCAGCAAGCUUGCCGCCGAGGGUGAUGUCUACUAUGUCCAUAUAGCUGAUAUCCUGAAGAGCCGGGAACCCAAUCGUGAGCUAAAGUCCAAGCUGCACAAGCUUAAGAUGAAGGCCAGGAUGAACAAGUGUCUGAAGGAUGGGGACAAGGAGAAGUGCAUGAAGCUGUUGCAAAAGAAGCCCAAGAAGAAGGCUGCCAGGCAGGAGGAAGCUCUCAAAAAAGAGAAGAAGAUAACCAAGGAAGAGAAGAAGCUUUCAAAGGAAGAACAGAAGCUGUCGAAGGAAGUACAUCCCCUGAAGGAAGUUCCAGAGGAGGAGGUAGAUCAACACCAGGAGUCCGGACAUCACCGUCGACGCGGCGACAGUCACGCUGCAGAGCUCGACCAGCGUGACUUGAGUCCGCGUUGGCGGCAACGACGCAGCACCGAGUCCAAGGGCGAUCUCGGCCAGCUGCCGGAGAUGGGACCACAGCUCCCCUCCGAGGAGGAGCUGCUCCAGCAAUACGGAAAUCAGUCGAGCAGUGCACGAGUGGCCCUGUUGUGGCAACGUGUUAAGCGCAAGUCGGGCAAGACCACGGGUGCACUGAGCCGUCCGAAGGGUGGUGGCGACUCUAGCUCCAAGACCACCAGUCGCAAGGAUAAGGGUAUCUAUGACGAGGACUCUGGCUACACGCCCAUUCAUCCCGAUGACGCCGAGUUCGAUGAGGACGAGGAGGAGGACGAGGAGGUGGACAUCCUGCAGCAGUUCACCGAAGUCUCCGAGAUCCGUUUCCCGGGCGAAAUAGGACCCAUGGGCGAUCGACGACUUUGCAAGAUCCGUUGUGUCAAGGGCAAGUGGGUGGGUCCGCUUUGUGCCACCAACGAGGAGGACGAUAAUGGGAACGUGAAGUUCCAGCCGCUGUACAAAAGCUGCCACGUAAACCGGAUACCGACGCACCUGCUGCUCAGCUACCGCAACAUUUCAGUGACACCGAUCCCACCAAAUCGCGGCUGGCGUAAAACGCGUUUAUCCAAAUCGACACUUCUCUCAAAUACAGAAAUUAAUGUGGGCUGGGAUCUACCGCAUGGACACUCUCUGCAGGCUCGCUGCCAGGAGCUGGGCAUUUACAAGCUUCUGGGGGAAUCACGGGUUCUGUGCUCCAAUGGUCUCUGGGCUCCCCGGAUGCCCAGCUGUGUGCCCACCACUGUUUUGACCAAUUAUUCCGAGGACAGUGCUCCUUCCAUACGCAUCAAGAUCUUCAAUGGCUCGCACUCCUUUGAGCCCUCGGGUGUGAUGGCUGUUCCCCCUCACAGCACUGUGCUCAUGGACUGCAUGUAUCCUCGAGUAAGAGGCACCCCCGAGUGGAGCUGGACCAGCUGGUAUAUGCAGUACUCUACAGGAUGGUCCCCCGCCCAAGAGGAGAAGGCCGUUCGCUAUCGUCUGAGCAUUAAGAAUAUUGAGAAUAAUGAUUCCGGCACCUUUACCUGCACUUCACCAAGAGGUCUGACCAACAGCAUUGCCGUUGUGGUGGCCACUUCGACGUGUCCGCAGCUAACAGAGCCGCUGGCGCCGCUCAAGCUGCGCCUCGAGGGCAACAAGCUGGGCCAGCGGGCGCACUACGAGUGUCCCGAGGGCUUUCGGCUAGACGGCGCCUGGAAUGCCACCUGCCUGGCCUCCGGCAAUUGGUCAUCGCCGACGCCGACCUGCCAUGCCAUCCAGUGUCCGCGUUUGGAGCUGGAUGAUCCGCACCUAAGCCUGAUCGAGCUGAAUACGUCGGCAUGGGGGCGGGCGGUGUUCAAAUGCCAGUGGGGCUUUAAGCUGACCGGACCGGCGCAGCUGGACUGUGAGCCGUCGGGCGUCUGGAGUGGCCCCGUUCCACGUUGCAAAGUCAUCCAGUGCGUGAUGCCAGUGGCGCCGCUUAAUGGCCGGAUUGGUGGAACCAGCCUCAGCCAAAGGCGACUCACCGUCGGCGCCCUGGUCACGUUCAGCUGCAACGACGGUCACAGCCUGGUGGGGGAGUCGAGCAUCAUCUGCACGGAGAAUGGACAGUGGUCGCAUUCGCCGCCAUUUUGCAAAUCGCAGUGCCCGUAUCCGGGUGACCCGGCCAACGGCCUGAUAGCGCCGCUCAAGUUUAACUACGACGCCGGAGACUACCUGAGCGUCCAGUGUCGGCCCGGAUUUGUCCAGAGUUACGAGGGUCCGCCCGAGCGGCCCAAAUGCCAGCCGGAUGGCCGGUGGUCUGGUCCGCUGCCCAAGUGCAAGAGCUACGAGGAGGUGUAACCUCCAGAUAUCUAAAACGAAACCGAAAGUCAGAGGAAGCAGCCCAAAAGGAUUCGCCGGAUCAUCGCCAGGCAGUAACUCCAAAGAAAAAUACAGAACGAAACCGAGUGAUAUUUAGAUUAACUUAGUGAGAGGUAUCAAAAUUAAUAGAUAUUUUAUCAGGUUAGGUUCAAUUCAAGUCGAUAUCUUUUAGAAUCUCUCCUCUGCAGCUUUUGAAAAAACUAUGUAUGUAAUCUAUAAACAGAUCCAGUUCAAGAUCAGGCACACCCCCACACACCCCCCACACUCUACACACACAAGAAAUUUGUUCUUUGCGCUUGCAUUUCCAUCUUGUACUAAAUCUACUAAUCAAAGAAUUAUAUAACCAACAGCUAGUACAGGUAUUUAUGUAUUACGUAUAUUCUGGUUGCAACUCCAAGUUACAUAAAUGUAAAUGUUUAAAACGAAAAACGAACAAAUACAACUUACCCACAGUGCGAAAAUACAAAGAUUAACGAUUCUCUAUUCCACCAUAACGAAUGUAUUACACUGAGAGGCAGGAAGGUAGGUUGCAGCGGCACUUGUUGGAUGAGUUAAUUAGUUAGGAGCUAAGCAGGGACAGGAGCUAAGCAGGGGCAGUCAUAUCCUUUAAUUAUUCCGUGUAGACCACAGAGAAAGAGAGAGAGAGGAGCAUAGGUAGGUGCGUGUAAUGUGAGCAGCUGCAAUCUUUUUUGUGUAAAGAAAAGACCGUUUUAAAAUAAAAAUACGAAUAUUGUGUAAA